Messenger RNA from Talaromyces atroroseus, 3030 nucleotides. RefSeq lists its product as hypothetical. The transcript has 3 exons. Gene Ontology annotation, molecular function: RNA binding; 3'-5'-RNA exonuclease activity. Lineage: Eukaryota; Fungi; Ascomycota; Eurotiomycetes; Eurotiales; Trichocomaceae. Gene Ontology annotation, cellular component: P-body; exosome (RNase complex). Gene Ontology annotation, biological process: mRNA catabolic process. The record is from RefSeq and is a predicted model, not a curated record. Bases 1 to 3030 code for a protein of 1009 amino acids.
AUGCCUUUGUGCUGGGAAGCUACGUUUGCGCUGCCUGCGCGCGAUCCCAGCGCCGUUCUCUAUUCACGACGGCAAACCUUGCCAUCCGUCGAAACAGAAUUCCCAGUCAAGCCGGCGCCAGUUUCUUCUCUAGACGAACUAUUCACGAUGAGCAGAAGGGACUAUUUACACAAAUGGCAAAGCCAGAACGCACAUGACCUCGACCCGGUCCGUGGUCCGGGCACCGUAAAUCCGAAACCGCUGUCGCGGGGACAAUGGGUUGGAAAUAUGUUGAAUGAUAGCGGAUCAACUAUAGAGGAAUCAAUGGAGAGGUCUGAGAGCCUCGCCGAGGAAUCGUCAGAUAUUCAAUUUGAUAUGAGCGAGCAUGAUGAAGUUGGAGAUAUUUUGGAACCCGGUGACUUGGUUGGAUUCUACACUGGCUUCGGUCAGGUGAAUCCGGCAGUAUAUGUGCGCUCUGUUGAAAGACAAAAGCAAUUUUACACGUCCAGCGGCAAAUGGCGAGUUGCGACGGAUAAGGGCAUCGAUCUCGUGAUUAAAGGCUUCGUACCCAAAGAAAUGAUUGAUAUCGUGACUCCAUACUUCCCAGAUACUGCCGCGUCCAUGAACUUCAAUAUGCAGGAAAUUAUCGAAGGAGGAGUUCCUCGUUCGGUGGCUAGACCCCUCAUCGCCGCACUUCAAAAGUUUGCAUACGAAGAAAAAAGGCUUUACAAAGAGAAUGCAAAAGGAAUGGACAAUUUAUAUUCUCUGAUUUCCUCAUCGAACGAUCGUCGCGUAUAUUCUCUGCGCGAAAUAGCCGCCAAAGCAAUAAACGUGACUCCGGAUAAGGUGACUCCGGAAGCGCUUUUCAUGACGCAUAAGGCUAUCCUACGCAUACCGUUCCUUAUUCUGGUGGAUCGUUCAUCUAUUUUCACUGAUAGAUAUGUGGUGCACCCAGAAUGGUUUGGCAAAAACCUACACACUGUCUGGGGCUGGGUCCGUGAUCAUCAAGAUCACCUAACCCGGGUUACUAUGCAGCACAAUUCAGAUUUCAACGACCACCCCAUGCAGAAAUUUCUCUCCAAGGCUAAGAGAUUAAUAACACAAAGCCGAACUAUAAGAUCGCCUACGACUAUGGCGAGCGUGGGUCCAUCCGCCCAGCGCCUCAAGCCCGAGGAAACGACUGAUGGCCGAAACUUCAAGAAGGUAAUCACGGAGGCGUUUGACAGCAACGACAAGAAGAUCAUAGACUACCUUGUGCACUGUGCUAUUCCGCCGUUCCGUGUUAGUAUCGGCAUUGAAAGAUAUGCCGCUAUGCACAUCAUGAGAGCGACAGGAAUGUACAAUGCUAUAGAGCUUCAACGCGGCGCGAUUCCUCUCCUCCUACAGGAGCUGGGGGUGCUCCCAGCAUGGGAGAAUAUAUAUUCCUUGGACCAGUUCCUUGCUCUUCCCGGUCAUCAUAUUGAUCCUGCCGUGGAGAAGAGCGUACAAGCGGCACAGCAAGCCGCCGUCAAACCCAAUCGCUACGAAAAGGAUGCGAUGGCCGACACGAGGGUUGAUUGGGGUGAUUUGCCUAUUUACUGCAUUGAUGACCCGGGGGCAAAGGAAAUCGAUGAUGGUAUCUCCCUAGAAUCCGUCCCCGGAACCAACGAUACCUUCUGGCUUCGUGUGCAUGUUGCAAAUCCCACUGCAUUCGUGCCGCAUGAUGACCCCGUUUCUCAAAAUGCCGCUGAGCGUCUGUCGACUGUCUAUCUUCCCGAAAGAGUGUACCCCAUGCUUCCACAAGAAGUAACUCAUACACAUUUCAGUCUUGCACAGGGUCGCCCUACCUUUACCAUUUCUGCUAAGGUCAAUCUAAACGGCGAUGUCUUGGAGACAAAUAUUACAAACGGUCGGGCCCAGAAUGUGAUUUACAUGACUCAUGGGAAGUUACGAAGUAUCUUUGAUACUGAUAUGAAGGCAUCACAAACUCUUACAGUUGGGGGUGAUCUCCUCCCAAGAUCCGACGAUCAUUUCAAAGAUGACCUCAGCAGUGAGGAAAAAGAGACCUUCCUUACUCUGAGGAAGAUAAUGAGUAACGUUCAUCUGAAAUGGAGAGAAAAUGGCGGCUUGACCUGGCCCAAUCAGUACCACUCACAGAACCUUUCCAUUCACACCGGGAAAGACAUACCGCCAUAUUUGUUUUCGGAUUCUCCAGCAAAAGGAGGCUACUACCUAGGUGACCCCAUCAUUGGGGUCAUACUGAACGCGGUAGAUCCUUAUGAAGUCCCCGAUAUGAGCCAGCAAAAUCUUGUUUCUUUGGUCAUGCAAUUCGCCUGCCACACCGCCGGGCGAUGGGGUGCAGAGCGCAACAUUCCCCUCGUCUAUGACGGAGCUUACUUCCACCCAGAGUAUCCAGCCUUGACACCGGAAAAACUGAGAAGCUUCACUAGCGAGGACUGGCUUCGUUACUCACCCCCCAGGGGCCACAGUUCCUCCAGCGUGCUAGCACACAGCGGUCUAGGCGUAGACGCAUAUACCAAGACAACCAGCCCACUGAGACGAUACACCGAUCUUCUGGGCCACUACCAAAUCGAAGCAGCUCUUCGCUACGAGCACAAACACGGCGAAAAAUUCAAUGGCCAAAAUUCCAAGGCCGCUUCUUCACUACCCUUUUCCACCAGUGAUGUCGACCAGGUACUCGAACGGAUGAAACUACAAUAUCCUCUCAUCAAAGCGGCGCAGUCUCAAUCCAAUCACUUCUGGACCUGCCAGUUCCUGUUCCGCGCUUUCUAUUUUGGCGAGAGCGAACUCCCGGAGACUGUUCCGUGUCUGGUGCGGCAGAGAUUGCAAGGUCAGGCUACCUUGGGCACGAAUUAUAUGGCGGCUUAUGCUGGUGAUAAUUUACCGUUUGGUGUUCGCGCACGGCUUUUUGUUACCAAGGAAUUUGAAGAUCUUGAUUUGCUGAGUACGGUGGAAGCUAAGAUUGUUGCUGUCAAUAUGGCGCAGCAUGUCGUUGAUAUGGAGGUUGUGAGGAAAGUCAAGAGUUGGGAAAGGACUGGAGAUUGGGCUUAG